Molecule: messenger RNA, 2946 nt
Organism: Carassius auratus (goldfish)
Lineage: Eukaryota; Metazoa; Chordata; Actinopteri; Cypriniformes; Cyprinidae
Product: C-type lectin domain family 4 member F-like
Exons: 22
Coding region: 778-2781 (667 amino acids)
Source: RefSeq, a predicted model, not a curated record
UGUCUUUUUUAUGUCUUUUAAACUCAAAUGAGUAUACUCUUGAGAAACAGGACAUUCUCUUCCAUACUGGGAUUAUUUUAAUAGCGGAUAAGGCUGAAUUUUGAACUUAAAACCUGGACAUUGACCACCUGGUAGCCCUGUUUGCUAGCCACCACCUGGAUGCCCUGCUAGCAGCCUGCUACAGGUAGCCCUGCUUGUUAGCCUGCUGCAACUAGCCCUGCAGCUAGUUACCACCUGCAUGAUCUAUUGCUACCUUGCUGCUGGAAUUACUGCUGCUUGCUUGCUAGCCGGUUCUUGGAUGCCCUGCUGCUACCCUGCUACUGGUAGCUCUGCUGCUAGCCUGCUGUUGGUGGCCUUGCUUCAUAGCCUGCUGCUGGUGGCUUUGUCUGCUAGCCAUCACCUGGAUGCUCUGUUGUUAGCCUGUUGCUGGUAGCUACCACCUGGAUGCCUUGCUGCUAGCUGCCCUUGCUAGCUACCACCAGGAUUCUGCUACUAGCUCCACUUGCUAGCCACCUUUCGGAUGCCUUGUUGCUGGCCCCACUAGCUAGCCACCACCUGGAUGCCCUGCUGCUAGCUUUGUUGCUGAUAACCCUACUCCUAGCCUGCUACUAUUAGCCUUGCUUGCGAGCUAUCACUUGGAAGCUUCCCUGCUAGCCUCCAUCCUAUAGCCCUGACUUUUUGACUCCAAGCUACUGUUCACCCCUGUUAAGGCUGUCUUCAACUAAACCUGAUCGUUGUAGCAGGCAAACUGGCAUCCUCCUAAUUCUGGGAGUGUGCAUGAUUGUUCUCAUGAUCAUGAAUGUUUUCAUUUUUUUGCAUCAACAAAGAAAAUUCUCGAUGCAGGAGAGUUGGAUGAACAGUCUGAGUGCAAAUCUGACUUCAGUCGAUCCUGAUCUUCAGAAAACAGAGCGUCAGGAUGUGUUAUACACUGAAGUGAAGAGUUUGAGUUCUGCAGUAUCAGCGCUGACAUCCAAACUAAAUGAUGCAGUUAGCAAUCAGGACCAGAAACAGACUGAAACAAAAAAAAUAUUAGACAAUUUGAGCUCAUCUGUUACAUCUCUACAGUCUGAUCUACAAAAGAAGCAGCGUGACUUUGAGUCUCUGUCGAGCUCACUGAGGGACCUGAAGAGUUCAGUUUCAGAUCUCUCUUCUUCUGUCUCAACUGUUUCUUCUCAACUAUCAGUCCACAUGAAAGAUGUGUCACAAACUGACAUAAAGAGUUUGAUGAAUAAUCUGAGUUCUGCAGUGUCAGCGUUGACGGUGCAGCUGAAUGAUGCAGUUAACAAGCAGGACCAGAAACAGAGUCAAACAGAAAGAUCACUGGACAGUCUGAAGACAUCAGUAGAGUCUGAUCAACAAAACAAACAACGUGACUUCGAGUCUCUGUCGAGCUCACUGAGGGACCUGAAGAGUUCAGUUUCAGAUCUCUCUUCUUCUGUCUCAACUGUUUCUUCUCAACUAUCAGUCCACAUGAAAGAUGUGUCACAAACUGACAUAAAGAGUUUGAUGAAUAAUUUGAGUUCUGCAGUGUCAGCGCUGACGGUGCAGCUGAAUGAUGCAGUUAACAAGCAGGACCAGAAACAGAGUCAAACAGAAAGAUCACUGGACAGUCUGAAGACAUCGGUAGAGUCUGAUCAACAAAACAAACAACGUGACUUCGAGUCUCUGUCGAGCUCACUGAGGGACCUGAAGAGUUCAGCUUCAGAUCUCUCUUCUUCCGUCUCAACUGUUUCUUCUCAACUAUCAGUCCACAUGAAAGAUGUGUCACAAACUGACAUAAAGAGUUUGAUGAAUAAUUUGAGUUCUGCAGUGUCAGCGCUGACGGUGCAGCUGAAUGAUGCAGUUAACAAGCAGGACCAGAAACAGAGUCAAACAGAAAGAUCACUGGACAGUCUGAAGACAUCGGUAGAGUCUGAUCAACAAAACAAACAACGUGACUUCGAGUCUCUGUCGAGCUCACUGAGGGACCUGAAGAGUUCAGUUUCAGAUCUCUCUUCUUCCGUCUCAACUGUUUCUUCUCAACUAUCAGUCCACAUGCAACAGCAGGAUGUGAAAAGCUUGAUGAACAGUUUGAAUGUUACAGUAUCAGCACUGACAUCUACACUAAAUGAUGGAGUUAAAAAGCAGGAACAGAAACAGAGGGAAACAGAAAGAUCCCUGGACAGUUUGAAGUCUUCUGUACAAUCUGAUCAACAAAACAAACAGCGUGACUUGGAGUCACUGAAGAGCUCAUUGAGGGACCUGAAGAGUACAUUGUCAGAUCUCACUUCUUCUUUCGCAUCGAUUUCCUCAAAACAACAAACCUCUGAGGAAAGAGUCAUGAACGCUCUGAAGGAGCUGAUGAAUAAAAUAAGUGCCAAAACAGCAGACGUCUCUGUGGCCGUCUGUAAAUCUGGCUGGAUCUUGUACAAAAGCAGCUGUUUCUUGUUCUCUAGUAAUCAACUCACCUGGUCAGAGGCACGAGAUUACUGCAAAGCUCAGAAUGCAUUACUCCUGAAAAUACAAGACGACGAUGAGGAGUGGGACUUUCUGAAAAAACAUACCAUACCCACAAGCUACUGGGUGGGUUUAACUGAUCAGACCACAGGACGGUGGCGAUGGGCGGAUGGAACUCGUUACAUCAUGAAUGAAGAGCACUGGAAUCCUGGGCAGCCGGAUGACUGGAGAGACCAUGGUAUGGGAGAGGGAGGAGAGGACUGUGGGGAGAUAACAUAUACUGGGAAACUAAAUGACAACCACUGCUCUGUCAAAAUGAGAUUUAUUUGCAGAGUGCAAAUCUGAAAUUCAAAAUGUCUGUGAUGAAGAGUGGUCAAAAUGACCAGGAAGAUCAGAUCUCUUUUAAAGUGGUUUGUUGCAUCACACGGUGUAAGACUGUUUGAAACCUCUCUUGCCUUUUUCUUGUGUUAACUUCAACUUUUUAAUAGAAAUAAAAACAUUUCACAAGUA